UGUGAGAGGGACAUGGCAACUUUGCUUACGUGGAAUUUUCAGCUGAGAGAGAAACACAUAUGGCUUUACAAGCUCCAUUACAUUUUGGAAGAUCCUAGUGAAGGAGCAGAUCAGUCUCUGUGUCUCUGCUGAGUCACUGCAAGCUGGAAGGAGCACUUGGCUAGCGGAGCAGACGACAGCAGAGCACCAUGACCUACCGGCUGUUUGAGGAGAAACACCAUGCCUCCAUCUACCAGAGGUACCGCUUUGUACCCCCAGAGGAGAUCAGAGACAUCAUCCUGCAUUACCUGGAAAGGAAGAAAGUCCAGCCUCAUGCCCUAGCUGUGGACCUGGGCUGUGGGACGGGGCAGAACUCACGCCUGCUGGCCCCACACUUCCAGGAAGUUGUGGGCAUCGACAUCAGCGAGUGCCAACUGGAGGAGGCCAGGGCAGUGGCAGGGUUCAACAACAUCACCUACAGGAAAGGGACAGCUGAGGAGCUGCCGUUUCCGGAUGCUUCUGUGGACCUACUGACUGCAGCCUCAGCGGCCCAUUGGUUUGACCAGCAGCGGUUCCUCUUGGAGGCAGGCCGGGUCCUGAAGCCUUGCGGCUGCAUGGCUCUGCUUGGCUUUGGUGAUAACUUCAGACUCCAUUACGGCACAUGUGGGGACAGACUCACUAACAUCUGUGAUGAGUUCAAGAAGGUGCUGUUACCAUACACCAGCACACAGGUAGCAGUGGCCAACACCAAACUACAGGAGCUUUACACUGCUAUCCCCUUCCCUGACAAAGAGAGGAUUGAGUGUAUCCCACUGAAGCAGCAGAUCUCAGUGAGGAACAUAGUGGGCUUCAUGGAGUCCUUCUCCAUGUACCAGGCCUUACAGAGGGCCGAGCCUGAUGCUGCCACCGCACUGCUGCAGAGAACACUCGACAGGUUUCUAAAGGAGAUGGGAGUCACAUCACCAGACACACUCAUGGAAGUGACGCUGGAGUAUUUCUGUGUCCUGGCGUCUAAACCGGAGUGAACUCUUCACAGUGUGAAUGUGUUUGUGUGGAGACAGAUGUGUUUUAAGCUUGUGUUUAGGCUUGUUUGAAUCAUGUUCAAGCUGUUACUAGAAAUGUUAUUCUGUUCACAUAAGAUGUCAUUGAAGUCCCUUUGGUUUUGUCUGCUCUUUUCUAUUAUACAUUGUAAUGUAGAGCAAACUAUUCACCUUAAUCACAUCAUUACCAAAAUGCUUGCCACCUUUAGUAUCUUCCUUGCCUGAGAUUUACAAUAAAAUGUCUGCAGAC
This is a messenger RNA of Oncorhynchus masou masou (cherry salmon), 1269 nucleotides long. RefSeq names its product putative methyltransferase DDB_G0268948. The transcript has 7 exons. NCBI's taxonomy places the organism in Eukaryota, Metazoa, Chordata, Actinopteri, Salmoniformes, Salmonidae. The record is from RefSeq and is a predicted model, not a curated record. Gene Ontology annotation, molecular function: S-adenosylmethionine-dependent methyltransferase activity. The coding region runs from base 189 to 1004 and encodes 271 amino acids.